AUGAGAUCGAUGAAGUUGGCUUUGUUUGUGGUUGUAAGAUGGAUAUGCGAUCAGUUGGUUAUCAUCAUCACUCGGGACAAUACGGACAGUCGGGAGUGCGCUAUCCGCCUGUCCGUUCGCACGCAGCUGUCGAGAAAGCACAAUCCUGAUAAUAUCUGGAGUGGUCUUGCUGCAGACGUCAUCGGCAAGGAUGACUUUGAAGGGCCUGGUAAUGGAGACACCACAUGUGCCGAAGAUCUGGACGUCGACGAAGACGACGCACAUCAGCCCAUAAUUGCAGCACGCACAAGACGAGAGGCGCUUUGCGCGUGGCUGCGACAUGGUGCUGUGGGAGUGGGCAGAGCAGCUGUGCUGUCGAAACGAGGCAUGGCCGCAGAUGGUGUUGCUCUGCCUAUCCUAAGUCUCCAGAAGCGGGUCAGGGCGAGCUCGAAGAAGGGUGCAGGGCGGGCUCGGCCAUGCCAUGGCAGGCUGGUUUCUUGGGUUGUCGAGCCGAGAACGUGGGCUUUCCACGCCUUUGACGCCGUGCGUGCAGCGGCUGGAGGGAAUGAGCUGGCAAUGACAAUUUGGAUUUGCUCGGACUUGCUCAACGCUCUCCGUCAGGGUGUCAAGGCCGUCAAAAUGCGUCGAUGUUGUUGGAUCUGUGCAGAUGACCAGCCCGAAGGCCUCAUGGCAUGUUGUCGCAACAUGACGCCCGUUCGAAUAAAGUGCAUUCGGAAAGGCGCCGCUGAGCGCGCUGCUGACAAACGGGCGACAAAGGAAAAUGAAGAGAGACAAAGAGAGCGCUGGACGGUGACAAUAGAGUUCGUCAGCGUUGUAUCUGUGCCCGCGUCAGGUGGCCGUUCGCCAAUCGGUUUUAAUUAUUGA
Messenger RNA from Lindgomyces ingoldianus, 864 nucleotides. RefSeq lists its product as uncharacterized. The record is from RefSeq and is a predicted model, not a curated record. The transcript is spliced from 5 exons. NCBI's taxonomy places the organism in Eukaryota, Fungi, Ascomycota, Dothideomycetes, Pleosporales, Lindgomycetaceae. The coding region runs from base 1 to 864 and encodes 287 amino acids.